AUGGAAAUUUCACAUACCUUGACGGACAACAUCAAGUGGGAUGGUCUUGAAUUACCCGUCCGUAAUCAUUCAGCUGCUAGUGUUGUAAGCGAAUUUGCCGGCGGUAUACACGUUGGUACUUUGGCUAAGAAAACCAGCGAUGAGAUUAAAAUGGCUACCAAUGCCCGCAAAGUAGUUUACCCGAAUGCUGCGUUUACCAAGAAGCUUGAUCGUGCCAAAGUCCAUUGUCUUCUGUACUAUGAUAUGAAUUUGAGUAUGGAUAUUUUAAUAACGCUUCCCCAAACUGAGGCUGACUUGAAGAAAUUCGCAAGCCAGUUGGAAUUAUUAUCACAAUGGCGUGAUACAGUGGUAAAGCAUGCGGACGCUUUACAAAAAGAAGAUUAA
Molecule: messenger RNA, 384 nt
Organism: Zychaea mexicana
Lineage: Eukaryota; Fungi; Mucoromycota; Mucoromycetes; Mucorales; Lichtheimiaceae
Exons: 3
Coding region: 1-384 (127 amino acids)
Source: RefSeq, a predicted model, not a curated record